Molecule: messenger RNA, 1315 nt
Organism: Dothidotthia symphoricarpi CBS 119687
Lineage: Eukaryota; Fungi; Ascomycota; Dothideomycetes; Pleosporales; Dothidotthiaceae
Exons: 3
Coding region: 299-1099 (266 amino acids)
Source: RefSeq, a predicted model, not a curated record
UCCCGGCCUUCCUCGCGCAUCACAUCAUGCCCCGUAUCAUCGUCGUCGGCCCGAUCUAGACGCGCCAAACCUUCUGCACCGCGACUGGCAGACACGCGCUCGCUGUGCACUGAUGACGUGUUUGGACACUCGUCAGGGAACGGCCAAGCACGCGCCAGAGACAUGAUUGUUUGACGGGGAUACGGCGCCAGGUGCGCUUUGAUGAUCAAUCAUAGUCGUCAAGUCCAGCUCCCCAUCAGACGAGGCAGCCGUGUCAGCCGACCCAAGUUUACUCUCGCGUGUCCCUGGGGCUACAAACAUGCAUGGCUCCGUCAAGACAGACAUGGCCGGUGACGCCGGGCUUCGAAUGGCGGCACGGUCAGAUGACAUGGGAUAUGAAAAGCGAUGGAGCUGCCUGACCGCCGGGCCGCGCUUUCCGAGCGUGGAUCUGCGUGUCUCAGACCACGCGCUCGAUGCAAUGGAGCAACAUGCACCGUCGCUCUCAACAGGCGCGCGUGUCAACCUCAUGGGUUCGUUCUUGGUCCAUCAUCGAUCGACCGCCUCCGAGCCUUCCCCCGAUGCCAUGUUCCGACUUCGCCAUACCUACGCCCCCACAUCCAAUCGUAACGCAAAAGUCCGCCGAGGACGUCGUCGUCAAGCGGCCACCAAUAAUCACCUCUUCUCACUGCAUGAAACGCAUGUCGCAUCUGCGCGAGAGGGAGUCGUGUCCCCUCAGCAAGGCUUCUGUGACUCUCGGGAAAGCAGAUACCAUCCUUGCCAACCAUUGUCACAGCGUCUAUCCCAUCUCAACAUCUCUUCAUCCCUGCUUACCACCCUGCUUGGAGAGACGUCGUUUAGCUCAGCCUUCACACCGCUUCUGCAACAAAGGCCUCUGAUACCGUGCAGCCGCUCGGUCAUGUCGGAACACGUUAUGCUGAUGAGGAAAAACCUCUGCGUCGUUUUCCACACGUCUAGUUUCUCAACGCAGCACUGGCUUGCAAUGGCGGUGGUGUUCGUCAUUGGUCGAGGGAGCGGCUCCGAAGGGCGUUUGUGCGAGUACAGGUUGGGGUAUGGGGUCGCACUGGUUCAGGUCAGUGGACGAGUUCAGGUCUGUGAAUGAGUCUCGAGUGGCGCGCGGGUUCAGGUUUGUGGUUGAGUUAGGUCGUAUGGAAUGGUGAACCAGGCCAAUUUCGAGGUUGGUUCCAUAGUUGUAGUUGUAGUCUGAGUAGAGUUGGGGGUGCUGUGUUCCCUUCGCGACGUGAGAUCCCCAUAUCCUUUUCGAUACGUGAGAUUCCGCAGAUGCCUACUUGUGGUUCCUAUAGCGACAAUCUCAACC